Molecule: messenger RNA, 760 nt
Organism: Cajanus cajan (pigeon pea)
Lineage: Eukaryota; Viridiplantae; Streptophyta; Magnoliopsida; Fabales; Fabaceae
Source: RefSeq, a predicted model, not a curated record
AGAGCAACGUGUCUCUGUUUGACAGGACUAAAGUAUACAGAUGGGUGAUAACAUAGGCAAAGGCUCACACAGAGAAGGGUUUAAGUACAACUUCACAGCUUCAACUACAGCUGCAAGUGAUACCUGCUCUUUGCAAGAUGGGGUCAUCAAGGAGCAAGAUCGGUUGCUUCCAAUAGCUAACGUGGGGCGGAUCAUGAAGCAAAUCCUUCCUCCUAACGCUAAAAUCUCAAAGGAAGCUAAAGAAACCAUGCAAGAAUGUGUGUCCGAGUUCAUCAGCUUUGUGACUGGGGAAGCUUCUGACAAGUGUCACAAGGAGAAGCGCAAGACUGUGAAUGGCGACGAUAUUUGCUAUGCCUUGGCUACCCUAGGGUUUGAUGACUACACUGACCCACUUAAAAGGUACUUGCAUAAGUAUAGGGAGUUGGAGGGGGAGAAAGCCAAUCAAAAUAAGGCUAACAACAGUUAUGAAAACAACAUUGAAAACAUGUAUAAUUAGGGAAAGCUGAACUUCCUCCAAUUCCCAUGUUCAAUUUGAUUUUGAUUGGUCAAAUUGCAUGCUAGUAGUUGUUGAUCUUCUAGUUUUCUCCUCAUUCCUGACACUUGAGAUAUUCAAGGUGCUUGUAUCCUUAUGUAAUGACGUGAGCCAUUAUAUGCAUAGACAUGUGUUUUAGACUUGAUGAACACAUAGUAGCUUGAGAAUAAUGUGAGUCAUGACUAAUCUUUGUAUUUGUCUGUCCAAUAAUAAGCUUGAAUUAUUUCA